GCACGCGCGUCAGCCUCCGCCGCAUUCGUCGAUUCCGGCGCCGGCGGCGAUAGCUUCGGCUUACGCGCGGGGCGGGAUGGCGUACGCCCUUUGCUCUCCCUGCUACCACCACCAUCACCACCGUUCCUUUAACUACCGCCGCCUCCGCGCCUCCCCUUCCAGCCACGCCCGUCUCCCGAGCAGCACCGGCGGCCCGUCAGGAUUGAAAGCCGCAAGGUAUCUUUAUUCCCAGCCAAUGUCCACCGGUAGGGGCAGUCCUGUAUCGUGUUCAUCCAUGGGAUCUUCCAAAAGCAAGCAAGAACCAGAUCAUCUCCUUAUUCUGGUUCACGGUAUCAUGGCAAGCCCCAGUGACUGGACAUACGGUGAAGCAGUGCUGACAAAACGGCUAGGUGACAAUUUUUUCAUCUAUGCUAGUUCAUCAAACAUCUACGCCAAAACUUUUGACGGGAUCGAUGUAGCUGGAAGAAGGUUAGCGAAAGAAGUCUUGGACUUGGUACAGAAGAUGACUGGCUUGAGAAAGAUUUCCUUCAUAGCACAUUCUUUGGGUGGAUUGUUUGCUAGAUAUGCUAUUUCUAUUCUAUACUCACAGAAAGCAGAAGAAACAAGAAGUAGUACUAAUGCCAUGCCAACAACUGAAGGAUCUGAAAUGUCACUACUCACUCCAGGAUUAGGUACCAUUGCUGGGUUGAAGCCAAUUAAUUUUAUUACAUUGGCAACCCCACACCUUGGUGUUAGAGGGAAGAAUCAGCUUCCAUUUCUCCAAGGGCUAUCAGUUCUAGAGAAACUUGCUGCACCUUUGGCUCCCUUCAUUGUAGGACGCACUGGUGCUCAACUCUUUCUCACUGAUGGUGAACCUAGCAAGCCACCUCUUCUUCUAAUAAUGACAUCUGAUCAAGAGGACAAAAAGUUUAUGUCUGCGCUAGCAGCUUUCAAGAACCGCAGUUUGUAUGCUAAUGUUUCAUAUGACCACAUGGUUGGAUGGAAAACAUCUUCAAUAAGGAGAGAAUUGGACCUUAGAAAGCCCUUGCAUCGUUCGGUUGAUGGCUACAAGAACAUUGUGAAUGUGGAAUACUGUUCGCCUGUAUCAUCUGACGGUCCCCAUUUUCCUUCGCGAGCUGCCAGAGCUAAAGAAGCUGCACAAAGUAGACCAAAUAUGGAAAAUACCGAGGAAUAUCACAAAAUGAUGGAAGAGGAGAUGAUCCAUGGCUUGCAGAGAGUGGGUUGGAAGAAAGUAGAUGUCAACUUCCAUGCAUCCCUAUGGCCUUACUCUGCUCACAACAACAUACAUGUUAAGAGUGAGUGGCUUCACAACGCUGGUGCAGGCGUUAUCUCCCACGUCGCGGACAGCGUAAGACAAACAUGUUUGCAUGCCAACCUGUGAGAUCUGCAGUUGGUGAGCUGAAACCUGCCAUGAUCUGCAGGGAAGUGAUACAUCUAGUUGCAGAAGAUUUCCAAGUCAGGCGUGGUUGUUUGGGAACUGGAAGCUGCAAAGAGCCAGCUGUCAGUAUAAUUGCAGAAGGUUCUCAAUUCAGGAGCAGUUGUCUGGGAACUGUUCAUCUCGUUGUAUAUUUUUCAGAUGAUUGCCUCAACUUCUGUUGAAGGCAAAUAUGAUUAGCUUGUAGCUAUUUAUGGAUUCCAUGAAUAAUGUUUAUGGUC
Lolium rigidum is the source of this 1656-nucleotide messenger RNA. Its product is annotated as putative lipase C4A8.10. The record is from RefSeq and is a predicted model, not a curated record. Bases 77 to 1381 code for a protein of 434 amino acids. The transcript is spliced from 12 exons. Lineage: Eukaryota; Viridiplantae; Streptophyta; Magnoliopsida; Poales; Poaceae.